Messenger RNA from Vitis vinifera (wine grape), 1125 nucleotides. Its product is annotated as disease resistance protein At4g27190-like. The transcript has a single exon. Bases 1 to 1125 code for a protein of 374 amino acids. Lineage: Eukaryota; Viridiplantae; Streptophyta; Magnoliopsida; Vitales; Vitaceae. The record is from RefSeq and is a predicted model, not a curated record.
AUGGAGCAGUUGAGCAACUUACGGGAAUUAAACUUGUCAGGCACUAAGGAGUUGAAAACCUUCCGAACUGGAUUGGUAUCAAGGCUGUCUGGUUUAGAGAUUCUGGACAUGAGUAACAGUAACUGUAGAUGGUGUCUGAAGACAGAGACAAACGAGGGAAACACAGCACUACUUGAGGAGCUAGGAUGUCUGGAGCGAUUAAUUGUUUUAAUGGUGGACUUGAAUGGCACCACACAUCCCUCUUCGGAAUAUGCUCCUUGGAUGGAAAGGUUGAAAAGCUUCAGAAUUAGGGUACAUGGAGUUCAUGGCCGAAUUUCUCCUUUAGGCUUCAAGAUUUUCAGACAGGUUAAAAAAAAUCUACUCAAGAACAAAGAUGCAAAAUUUGAGGAAAGAAAGCUUUUACUUUCGGGAUUGGAUCUGUCAGGCAAAUUGAAUGGAUGCUUGUUAACAUGUGCAGCCGUUCUUGAACUGGAAGGUUGCAAGGGGUUAAAUAAUCUGUUUGAUAGUGUUGGUGGCUUUGUUUAUCUCAAGUCACUUUCUAUUUCGUCUUCCAACGUCAGGUUCAAGCCAACAAGAAGACAUCGUUCCCCAAAUGACCUACUUCCAAAUCUAGAGGAACUUAACCUCGUGGAUCUCCUUAGCCUAGAGAGCAUUUCAGAAUUAGUUGGGAGUCUUGGACUCAAAUUUUCAAGGCUAAAAGUAAUGACGGUGCUCUGUUGUUCGAAACUAAAAUAUCUUCUCUCUUGUGAUGAUUUUACUCAACCCUUGGAAAAGCUGGAAACAAUUUGCUUACGAUACUGUCCCGAUUUGAGUGAUAUGUUCAUUUACAGUUCAGGGCAGACCUCAAAGUCAUAUCCUGUUGCUCCAAACUUGAGGGAAAUAUACUUAUCAAGCCUUCCCAAAUUGAAGACUUUAAGCAGACAAGAAGAAACAUGGCAACAUCUAGAGUAUAUUUAUGUGGAAGAGUGUAAAAGUCUGAAGAAGCUACCUUUGAAUGAGCAAAGUGCAAAUACUUUGAAAGAGAUAAGAGGAGAGGAGGAGUGGUGGAAGCAAUUGGAGUGGGAUGAUGAUGUUACCAGCUCCACUCUCCAGCCUCUUUUCAAAGGUCCAGAGUGGUGGCCCUGA